This is a messenger RNA of Beta vulgaris subsp. vulgaris (sugar beet), 1970 nucleotides long. RefSeq names its product metacaspase-1. Lineage: Eukaryota; Viridiplantae; Streptophyta; Magnoliopsida; Caryophyllales; Amaranthaceae. Bases 608 to 1768 code for a protein of 386 amino acids. Gene Ontology annotation, biological process: proteolysis. The transcript is spliced from 6 exons. The record is from RefSeq and is a predicted model, not a curated record. Gene Ontology annotation, molecular function: cysteine-type endopeptidase activity.
GGCCUAACUUCCUCUUCCCCUCCCACACCACCACCACCACCACCUUCAAGCCCAGCACUAUAAUUUCCUAAUAACGUCCUAAAUUCCAAAUCGAAUUCUAAAACAUUUUGAGAGCGGCGAUGAAGCAAGUCGGUAUGUCCGAGUGGUUAAGGAGACAGACUUGAAAUCUGUUGGGCUUCGCCCGCGCAGGUUCAAAUCCUGCUGCCGACGUUUUUUUUCCAUGAUUUGACUGUUCUAAUACGAUGAAGUGCUCUGUUGUUACCUUCAGGUUUUGCUGCAAGUGGGUAUCAAAGACCUGGAGACCUUCAUGGGCUGGAGACAGAGUGGAGCAUCUGAUUCAAGCAACUUUAUAAAAUAGUGUUGCCUCGUUUGAUAUACCUGUGCAGAAAUGCUGCCAUGUUCCAUGUUUGAGGGGAAAAUAGUGGAUUUAAUAUCGAAGGAUUUAAUCUACUCUAUGCUUAUAUUUUGAGUUUUGACAGUAUGGCUAUCCAAAUUACUGAGUGCGAGCAUAGUGCCCGAGGAAAAGCCAAGUAAUGAUUUGUCUUGGAGUUGAGACCUUAUCUUUUGGCAUAUCCUGGCGGUCAUUACUUGUGCUUCCUAUCUAAAAAUGGACAGAAUAACAAUCCACUGUGGGUAUUGCAGACUAGAUCAUUUCACAACCAAAAGGAUUGAUUACUUUUGUUGCUCUAGAUGCCAUUCCCUAAUUCCUACACAAACAUGUGAAGUAACAAACCAUACUAAAAUUCUGAAGGGAAGAAGUCGGAAAGACUCUCAGUUGCAGAAGACCAGGAGUUCUGGUCCAAACAAUUGCACUUACAAUAAUGGCAGCCUCAAAAGCACUGCAGGAUCAUCUGAUUAUAAGACUAUAGUAAGCCAAAAGCCAAAAGCUUCUUUUACGAUUUUAAAUGCAUGUCCUAGAGAUAUCUCUGCAGCAAGGCUUGGCAAACGAGCACUUAUAUGUGGCGUCAGCUACAAGAAGCAGAAAUACAAGCUGAAAGGAACUCUUACUGAUGUCUACAAUAUAAAGCAGCUUCUCAUGAAUCGAUAUCAUUUUCCAGACUAUACGAUUAGAGUCCUUACAGAGGAAAAUAACCCAGAUCGAGUUCCUACUAAAGCAAACAUGGAAGAAGGCUUGAGAUGGCUUGUUGAGGGAUGCAAACCAGGGGAUUCAUUGGUGUUUUAUUUCUCUGGACAUGGGUUGAGGCAGCUGGAUGUUGAUAAUGACGAGCUUGAUGGCUUUGAUGAAACACUCUGCCCUGUUGAUUUCAAAACCAAAGGAUUGAUCCUUGACAAUGAUAUCAACACGAUGAUAGUUAAACCUCUAAUCAAGGGGGUAACACUUCAUGCAAUCAUUGAUGCUUGCUAUAGUGGAACCAUCCUCGACCUUGAGUACUUGUAUGACCUGAAAGAGAGAAAAUGGUUGGACAACAGACCUCCUUCUGGAGCUAAGAAGUGUACUAGGGGUGGUCGUGCCAUCUGUUUUAGUGCUUGUCGUGAUGAUGAAAUGGCCACUGACAGCAAUGCAUUCACAAAAAAAGGCAUGAGUGGCGUCAUGACACAUUGUUUCAUCCAAGCCAUCCUGAAUAAACCAAAUUUGACAUACUUUGAACUCUUGAACUCUGUGCGGAAGACCAUUUUGGAGACGUUUGCAUCAAGGUGCCUCAGUUCUAAGCUCAUCGAUAAGAUGUUACACCGCAAUUUAUCACAGGAGCCGCAGCUCUCUUCUUCAGAAGCUUUCGACGUUGAUAAUGCAAAGUUUAUUUUGUGAUCAUGAUCCUAAUGACAAAGUAAGCUUUGAAAAAGCUCUCUGCUCAGUCCUUUACGAGCCAAGAAAAUUCUUGUUAAGAAAUGUUGCGUAUUAUGUUUUCUAAUUGUGCAUAAUCGUGGAGAAAUUUCCAAUUUACCAUGUGUAAUUACAUAUUGAAUUUACCAACUGAUUAUUCGUUAAUAUAAAUUAUUUGUUGCUGCAA